GAAAGAACAAUGAAUGGGCAAGUACUGCUGUUUGUGUCUCUGUUCGCCCUCGACGCAGUGUACGGCCAGGUCAGCUAUUCCAUUCCAGAGGAGAUGAGCAGAGGAUCUCUCGUGGGAAACAUAGCGCAAGAUUUAGGUGUAGAAAUUCGACGUCUGAUUUCCGGCAAAGCAAAGAUCUAUUCCAGGAACAAUGAAGAAUACAUCGAGCUGAGCCGAGAGAAAGGAGUCCUCCUCGUGAAAGAGAGGAUCGACAGAGAGGCUCUUUGCGCACACACCGCGCUUUGUGCGCUGCAUUUCCGUAUCAUUUUGGAAAGUCCUAUCGAAUUUUACAGUGUUACUGUGCAGAUUACCGACAUAAAUGACAAUGCUCCGAAAUUUGAAAAAAACGAGAUGAAUUUUAAAAUAAGCGAGUCGGCGACCGUCGGAGCUAAAUUUGUUCUUGAUGGGGCUCUAGAUCUUGAUGUCGGAAUUAACGACCUACAAAAUUAUGAAUUAAAACCAGCGGAUCAUUUCACUCUUAAGAUGCAGAAUAACGCAGAUGGAAAUAAAAACGUAGAGAUGGUUUUACAAAAGUCUCUAGAUAGAGAGAAAGAGGAGCAGAUGUCUCUCGUGUUAACGGCUGUAGAUGGAGGAGAGCCGCGCAUGUCGGGAACGAUGUUGAUUCACGUUACAGUGUUAGACGCGAACGAUAAUGCCCCCGUUUUUACACAGCACACAUACAAGGCUACUGUGACUGAGAAUUCACCUGCAGGGACGCUUGUGGCUACUGUUUCUGCUUCUGAUGAGGAUGGAGAUUUGAACUCCAAAAUAUCGUAUUCAAUAACAAACACCCAAGAUAACGUUAGAAAUAUAUUUGACAUUAAUAAAGAAAACGGCCAGGUUUCAUUAAUUGGAAAUAUUGAUUUUGAAAAUUCAAAACAUUUUCAAAUCAAACUACUUGCAAGUGAUGUUGGGGGAUUUACGGAUUCUUCUAAAUUGAUUAUCGAUGUAGAAGAUAUAAAUGACAACAAACCAGAAAUUAACAUAAUGUCCAAAUCAAAUGUGAUAUUAGAGGACACAGAAAUCAAUACUGUUGUUACUGUUAUCAAUACUGAAGAUUUGGAUUCGGGAGACAAUGGAAUGGUAAAAUGCUUUAUUAAUGAAAAUAUUCCAUUUACUCUCAAAACCUCUGAAAAUAAUUUUUAUAGCCUAGUUACAGAUAAUGAUUUAGACAGAGAGAGGUCGUCUGAGUAUAACAUCACAGUGAUGUGCUCUGAUGAGGGCGUGCCCUCCCUCUCCAGCAGUGUCACUCUCACCUUACUCAUCUCAGAUGUGAAUGACAACGCGCCUGUCUUUGAGAGGAGUUCAUAUGAGGCCUAUAUUGUUGAAAAUAACACACCAGGUCUCUCCGUACUCAUGUUGAAAGCCAGUGAUGCUGACUGGAACCAGAAUGCUCGUCUUUCUUACAUCCUAGAGGACUCCUCAGUUCACGGCGUGCCAGUCUCCUCAUAUGUGUCAGUUAGUGCCGAGAGUGGAGUCAUCCAUUCAGUGCGUUCUUUUGACUACGAGCAACUGAAAGAGUUCCACUUCCGCGUCAGAGCGCAGGAUGGAGGCUCCCCUCCCCUCAGCAGCAACGUGAGCGUUCGCAUCCUGAUCCAGGACCAGAACGACAACGCACCUCAGGUCCUGUACCCGGUGCCGACGGGCGGCUCGCUGCUGGCCGAAAUGGUGCCUCGUUCUGCAGAUGUGGGCUAUCUUGUGACAAAAGUGGUGGCCGUGGAUGUGGACUCCGGUCAGAACGCCUGGCUCUCCUAUAAAGUGCACAAAGCCCCCGACAGGGCGCUGUUUGAAGUGGGCCUCCACAACGGAGAAAUCCGAACUGUCCGCCAAGUGACUGACAAAGACGCUGUCAAACAAAGACUGACUGUUGUCGUGGAGGACAACGGGCGGCCCUCUCGUUCAGCCACGGUCAUUGUGAACGUGGCGGUGGCCGACAGCUUCCCUCAAGUGCUGUCAGAGUUCACUGACUUGAGCAUGCACGACAAGGAGUACAAUGACCAUCUGACUUUUUACUUAGUCUUGGCGCUGGCGGUGGUCUCCUUCCUCUUCAUCACCUGCUUGCUGCUUAUCAUAUCGGUCAAAGUGUACCGGUGGAGACAGUCUCGCGUCCUGUACCACUCCAACUUGCCUGUCAUUCCGUAUUGUCCACCUCGAUACUCGGAUACUUUAGGAACAGGAACUCUACCCCACGUGUAUAAUUACGAGGUGUGCAGGACUACUGACUCCAGAAAAAGUGACUGUAAAUUGGGCAGAGCUCCAAGUCACAACGUGAUGACAAUGGACCCCCACUUUACUGGGACCAUGCAAAAGAUGCACAUUGAAAAGAAGAUCAUGGAUGAACCUGAUUCCCCUCUCGAGGUUAGUUUACAGUAUUUUCAUUUGGACUGUUUCUUCUGUUGAUGAUUGACUUCAUUGUCAUCAUGACUGUAGUUUCUCAAAGUUCGCCAAUCAUUGCAUAAACUUCACCAUGUGCAAAUUUUCAAAGGCGAGGGGUGGUGUUUAAAUUUUACAUGAGUUUGCCCACUGAGAAACAUAUUCAUGCGGUUGAAUUGAAGUUGAGCUUCAGCACCAUGGAGAGCAAAACUUUUAGCCUCAUUUCUUUGUUAGCCAUUGAGCAUUUCAACUCAAGUUGCAUUAUUAUUUUCUUCUCCAUUGGAGGCAAGAUUUGACGUGUACUGUCAAAUUUAUUUUCAAGAUGUCUUUUAUACUUUUAAUCUUUUGAGCAUACCUAACGAACGAUGCAUUCUAGUCAUUGUUAAAUUGAGUGCUGCCUACUUGGUACUGUUUGUGUUUGUCCAUAUCCUCAUAAAGGAGGUUUAUUCAUCCACAUGAUCACUGGCAGAACUGCAGCGUUUGAUUACCAAUGACGUGAUGACAAUGUACAGUUUGUGUGAAGAAUCACUGAUAAGUAAUCAAUCAGUACAGUGUGCGUAUUAUGACCCUGAGCAGGAUAACCACAAUAAUGAGGAUGGAUGGAUGGAUGGCAGAUAGCUUCCCAAAGUGCUGCCAAAUAAUAAACGAAUAUUUUUUUUUCUUGAAAAGAUGAUGUAAAAAUUUGAAAUAUUGCCAUUCGUCGAGCACUUACAACCCUAUCAGACAUUUGACCUCAUUUAACUGAAAUAUCUUGUUUUUCAACAUGUUGGAUUUGUGGUUAACGCAUGUGCCUCAUAGUCCGUAGUUGCGUGUUCCAGUCUUAGUUUC
Messenger RNA from Hippocampus comes (tiger tail seahorse), 3240 nucleotides. Its product is annotated as protocadherin beta-16-like. Gene Ontology annotation, biological process: homophilic cell-cell adhesion. The transcript has a single exon. The record is from RefSeq and is a predicted model, not a curated record. Gene Ontology annotation, cellular component: plasma membrane. The coding region runs from base 10 to 2439 and encodes 809 amino acids. Gene Ontology annotation, molecular function: calcium ion binding. Lineage: Eukaryota; Metazoa; Chordata; Actinopteri; Syngnathiformes; Syngnathidae.